AUGUGGACCGGUGAUCAUAAUCCAAGCAAAGGAACUCAAAAUCCAGAAAUCGAAAUCGUCGGAAAUGAUCCUCCGUCGGCCGGAAACAGUGGUCCAAUGAACAAACGGAAGAGCGCUCACUUCAACAUCCCGGAGACGGUUACUAAAGACGACGAAGCGUACGUUGAGAUCACAUUAGACGUACGUGACGAUUCAGUUGCUGUACACAGUGUUAAGACGGAAGAUCCGGAGAUUUCCUUUCUAGCGAAAGGUCUUGAGAAACGUGCUUCACUCGGUUCUACGGUGAUUCAUAAUGCUUCUUCUCGAAUCAAACAGGUUUCUCAAGAACUGAAACGACUUGCUUCUAUAACUACGCGACGGCCACCGCAAGGCCGGUUUGAUCGGACUAAGUCGGCCGCCUCGCAUGCACUUAAGAGUCUGAAGUUCAUCGUUGAUGGAAACGAAGGUUGGUCUGCUGUGGAGGGACGGUUUGAUAAUCUUACUUCCUCUACAAAUGGAUUACUUCCUCGUUCUCUGUUUGGUGAAUGCAUUGGGAUGAACAAGGAAUCGAAGGAGUUUGCAGUUGAACUAUUCGACGCGCUUGGCCGGAGGAGAGGAAUAACCGGCGAUUCGAUUAACAAGACGGAGUUGAAAGAAUUCUGGGAUCAGAUUGCUGACCAGAGUUUCGAUUCUCGUCUUCAGACUUUCUUCGACAUGGUUGAUAAAGAUGCAGAUGGAAGAAUCACUGAAGAAGAAGUCAAAGAGAUUAUUGCUCUAAGCGCUUCCGCCAACAAGCUGUCAACAAUUCAGAAACAAGCAGAUGAAUACGCAGCUUUGAUCAUGGAAGAACUUGACCCAGAUAAUUGCGGCUAUGUCUUGAUAGAGAACUUGGAGAUGCUCUUAUUGCAAGCGCCAAGCCAUUCUGUAAGAGGAGACAGUAAAAUCCUGAGCCAAAUGAUAAGCCAGAAACUAAAACCAACAAAACGCAACCUAAUAGUAAGGUUCUUUAGAGGUCUAAACUACUUCUUCGUCGAUAACUGGAAGAGGAUUUGGGUUAUCGCUUUGUGGGUUGGAGUUAUGGCUGGUCUAUUCGCAUGGAAGUUCAUUCAGUAUAAGAACAGGGCUGCAUAUGAUGUAAUGGGAUAUUGCGUUUCCAUGGCUAAGGGCGGGGCUGAAACCCUUAAGCUGAACAUGGCUUUAAUCUUGAUGCCCGUAUGCAGAAACACAAUUACUUGGGUCAGGAACAAGACCGGUUUGGGAGUUGUUGUUCCAUUUGACGACAAUCUUAACUUUCACAAAGUGAUAGCUGUCGGGAUUGUGAUUGGUGUUGGAAUUCACGGGAUUUAUCACUUGGCUUGUGAUUUCCCGAGGCUUAUUAGUGCAAGCUCGGACACAUACGAGCCGAUGAUUCAGUAUUUUGGGAAGCAGCCGACUACUUACUGGCAUUUCGUUAAGAGCUUUGAAGGGAUAAGUGGGAUAAUCAUGAUAGUGUUGAUGGCUAUAGCUUUCACUCUUGCCACACCUUGGUUCAGACGAAGCAAAAUCAAAUUACCUAAACCGUUAAACAAGCUAACCGGAUUCAAUGCUUUCUGGUAUACUCAUCACUUAUUCAUAAUCGUCUAUGGUUUGCUCAUUGCCCAUGGAAUCCAACUCUAUUUGUCUAAAGAAUGGUACAAGAAAACUACUUGGAUGUACCUGGCCAUCCCAGUGACAUUGUAUGCCUGCGAAAGAUUAAUUCGAGUGCUUAGAUCAAGCAUCAAGCCUGCUAAGAUCCAGAAGGUGACGGUUUAUCCUGGAAAUGUACUUGCACUUCACAUGUCGAAACCUCAGGGCUUCAAGUACAAGAGCGGGCAAUGCAUGUUUGUCAACUGUGCUGCGGUUUCUCCAUUUGAAUGGCAUCCUUUUUCUAUUACAUCGGCUCCGAAUGAAGACCAUCUGAGUGUCCAUAUUCGAACAUUGGGUGAUUGGACUCGACAGCUGAAGACCGUGUUCUCUCAGGUUUGUCAGCCACCUCCUAAUGGAAAAAGUGGACUCCUCAGGGCUGAUUAUAUGCAGGGAGAAAACAAUCCCAAUUUUCCAAAGGUGUUGAUUGAUGGUCCAUACGGAACACCAACACAAGACUACAAGAAGUACGACGUAGUAUUGCUAGUGGGUCUCGGCAUAGGUGCAACGCCAUUGAUCAGUGUUGUUAAAGACAUCAUGAGCAACAUUAAGGCAGGACACGAAGAAGAAGAGAAAUCCCUCGAGAAUGGGAGUGGCAGUGGUAGGAGAAGUUCUAACAAUUUUAAGACGAAAAGAGCCUAUUUCUAUUGGGUAACACGCGAGCAAGGCUCGUUCGACUGGUUUAAAGGUAUCAUGAACGAGGUGGCGGAAAUGGACAAUGAGGGAGUGAUAGAAAUGCAUAACUAUUGCACUAGCGUUUAUGAAGAAGGCGAUGCCCGGUCUGCAUUGAUCACCAUGCUUCAAUCUCUUAACCAUGCGAAGAAUGGGGUUGAUGUUGUGUCGGGUACGCGUGUUAAGUGUCAUUUUGCUAAACCCAAUUGGCGGAAUGUUUAUAAACGGAUUGCUGUCAACCAUACCAAUUCGCGCAUUGGGGUUUUCUAUUGCGGGAUACCAGCAUUGACGAAAGAGCUAAGGCAACUAGCUUUGGAUUUCUCUAGAAAGACUUCCACCAAAUUUGAUUUCCAUAAAGAGAACUUUUGAACAUUCAAGCAAAAGGAGUUAAAUUAUUUUUCUUAUUAUAUACUACACAAAUAUAGU
Molecule: messenger RNA, 2739 nt
Organism: Impatiens glandulifera
Lineage: Eukaryota; Viridiplantae; Streptophyta; Magnoliopsida; Ericales; Balsaminaceae
Product: respiratory burst oxidase homolog protein C-like
Exons: 11
Coding region: 1-2682 (893 amino acids)
Cellular component (GO): plasma membrane
Molecular function (GO): peroxidase activity; NAD(P)H oxidase H2O2-forming activity; calcium ion binding
Source: RefSeq, a predicted model, not a curated record